Molecule: messenger RNA, 660 nt
Organism: Spea bombifrons (plains spadefoot toad)
Lineage: Eukaryota; Metazoa; Chordata; Amphibia; Anura; Pelobatidae
Product: THAP domain-containing protein 2-like
Exons: 3
Coding region: 14-562 (182 amino acids)
Source: RefSeq, a predicted model, not a curated record
AUGGCAUUUUAAAAUGCCUGUAUGUGCCGCCAUAAAUUGCACCAGCCGGCAGACCCGUGGAUGUGGAAAAUCGUUUCAUCGGUUUCCACAUGGGCGACCAGAUGUUUUGAAGAAAUGGGUUCUGAAUAUGAGACGUGACAAGUAUAAACCCUCCUCAAAGGCAGUGCUAUGUUCGGAUCAUUUUGAAGAACUCUGCUUUGACAGGACGGGUCAGACGAUACGAUUGCGGAUAGAUGCUGUGCCGACGGUGUUUAGCUUACCAGGAAAAGGGAUGAAGGAGAGGAAAUCAUCUGCUCAUGUUUUUCAAAAUACGGAUAGCAAACCCUUAUUCUUGUCCACCCCUCCGCCUGAAGAGCAGUGUAUACCAGUACCUAAUGAGAAAAGCAUAACGGAAGAGCAUGACUAUUGUAUCACGGACAGUCCAAAGACCUUGAAAAAGAGGCUGGAUGAAGCCCUGAGCAGCCUUCACUGUGUGAAAAGGAGGCUGAAGAUCACCCAGCAAAAGUUCAGGAGGCUAAAAUUCAAGGUUCAGUCCCUAGAAUUAAAUGGGUAUCCUGUGUAACAAAAUGGACUUAUCAUGGCUGUUACCUUUUAAUAUAUCAUGUAUGUUUGUAUAAUUCAGUGUUUUGAUACUUUGCUUUAACCUUAUCGGUAUAUAUA